GGUCCCUGGGUAGCAGGUCCUUGCCCAGAGCCCCGCGAGCCACUCGCUUCGCAUUGCGCUGGGAUGCGAGAAGGACCCGGUGGGCCGGCUCCCCUGGGGAGAUGAGGGGCCGUCCUCUGCCCCAAAAACCGGGUGCUCCGCACCGACACGGGCGUUGUGGCUCCCCUGUGUCAUUUGGGUAGCAGGCACCUCUAGGCGGCCGUAGCUCCCCAGGAUCGCAGGCACCAGGCACCUUCUUGCCUAACCUGGGACCCAGCGCUGCGGCGGGUGACACUGCAGUGGGAAUGUCCCUUAGCCAAGAAAGGGCCUAGAGCGGGGCGGAGGAGGGCCGGGAACGCGCAGGGCAGGUAAUCUGUCUGGAAAAACUCGUGGCUGGUGGUUCAGGAUCAAAUGGCCUGGCUCCAGCCCGGCAUUCCCAGAGCCGCGCGCCCAUGGGUCGUAGGGAUCUCUGAAUAGCAGACCCCGCCAGCGCAGGAAGCCUGGGGCUUCGGACGCCCCCCCCCCCAGUACCCCUUCCAGUCCCCACGCCUGGUCCCCCAAGCCCAUUAAGGGCCCCUGCAAACGGGCUGUGCCUGGGUUAGGUUACUCUCGGCUCUCCCUUCACCAGCUCCGGCGCAGGCUGACAGGCUGCUCUCCACGCCCAGGCCUGCGUUGGCUGGGGUCUAACCUGCGCUCUCCCCGCUCGCGCGCCCAGCCUAUGGGCUCCCCGAGGCCCACCUGGCCCAGGCGGGGGUCUGGGAAGGAGACGCAGGGCGAUCCCUGUGCAGGCUACCUCAAGGGCCCAACGUGCUCAAUGCCUCAAUUUACACCCAUCAAGUAACAUUUGAGAAAGUAAAAGAGCACUGUGACUACCUAACCCUCUGCUCGUCCCCGGGGUCCUCGCCUCUGCAAGAGGCCAACUCCCGGCUGCUGGCGCUGGGCCACCUUGUGGGAUCGGAGCUGGUGUGGUCCGUGUAGAAUUCACAGCAACUUCCGGUGGUGGCCUGGGUCUUGCCUAGGUGAAGGCGCGCGAGCAGGCGCAGCUAGGCUGAGCCAGAAUGGCCCCAGGAGAACGCGGCGACCGUAAUGGCAGCGGACGUCGAGGGCGAAGUGGACGUGUUGGUAGAACAUCCCUUCGAGUACACCGGCCGGGACGGGCGCCAUGUCACCAUCCGGCCAGACGAGCGCUACCGCCUGCUGCGCCGCAGCACGCCACACUGGUGGCAAGUGCGACGCGAGCCCGGUGGCCGCCCCUUCUACCUGCCUGCGCAGUACGUGCGCGAGCUGCCGGCGCUUGGCAGCCCAACCCCGCCCGCCCGCGCGCCCCGACUCCCGGUGCCGGGCCUUCCCGCUCGCAUGUACGCACGGCCAGCAGCGCCUGUACGCCCCGCACACUCCCUGGACGACCUGGCGCGCGCUGCCACGCCCCCCGGAGCCCUUCUGGAAGACGCGCGCCGAGCCAAGGCUUGCAGCGUGGCGGGCUCCUGGGUGUGCCCGCGGCCCUUGGCUCGCAGCGGCUCAGAGGAUGUGGACGAGGCUGCCACGGAGGGGACCCCGGAGCAGGUGGAAGCGCCCGCAGAGCCCGUCUACGCGAACGUGGGGCGGACUUCGACCCCGUUGCCACGCGCACCCGCCGCCCCCCGGCCCGAUCCCGCGUGCGAGGCGUGGGAGGAGCACACUGACACGGACAGCGGGCGCCACUACUACUACAACCGCGACACCGGCGCCACCACGUGGGAGCCACCCGGCGAGGACAGCCCGGCAGCCUCCCCCGCCUCGGUGGGCAGCCGCGAGAGCCUGGAGAGCGAGUGGGACCAGUACUGGGAUGAGGAGAGCCGCAGGGUGUUCUUCUACAACCCCCUGACCGGUGAGACGGCCUGGGAGGACGCGCCCUGCGACCGAGACGAAGAAGGAGCCGGGGACGCGCCGGACAUGCAACCUGGACAGGACCCGGGGAGCCCCACGCGUCGGCGGCCCCCCACCCCGGAGGCCGACUACCCUGAGUCACUGUCCAGUUACCCGGAGGAGGACUAUCCCCCUGCAGGCUGCCUUGGAGAGCCAAGCCCCACUUCCCCGUUGUCCCCGCCUCCUGGCUGGUCCUGUCACCUGGGCCCGGAACAGCAGACGCUCUAUACCAACCACUUCACGGGAGAGCAGUGGGUGCAACUGGAGGACCAGCACGGCAAAACCUACUUCUACAGGCCACAGGACUCCUCCGUGCGGUGGGAGCUGCCCCAGGUCCCCAUCCCUGCCCCUCGAAGCAUCCGCAAAACCAGCCAGGAUGGUGGCACUCCAGCCCCAGCCAGCCCCUCAGAAGAAAAGAUCAAGACCCUGGACAAGGCAGGAGUGCUGCACUGCACCCGGACAGCAGACAAGGGGAAGCGGCUCCGGAAGAAGCACUGGAGCACCUCCUGGUCAGUGUUGGAGGGCAGCGUCCUGACCUUCUUCAAGGACUCCAAGACCUCGGCUGCAGGCGGCCUGAGGCAGCAGCCUUCCAAGCUGUCCACACCAGAAUACACGGUGGAGCUGAAGGGAGCCUCUCUUUCUUGGGCCCCCAAGGACAAAUCCAGCAAGAAGAAUGUGCUAGAGCUGCGGAGCCGAGAUGGCUCUGAGUACCUGAUUCAGCACGACUCAGAGGACAUCAUCAGCGCCUGGCACAAGGCCAUCACGCAGGGCAUCCAGGAGAGGCCCAUAGAUCCAGCCCUGGAGGAGGACAGUGAGGCAAGCAGCACAGACUUCAAGCUCCGAGAGAGGGAGGACACUGCAGCCACUCCCUCCCCAAGCCCUGGGACCCUGGAGAGUGACCUGAGCCGUGUGCGGCAGAAGCUGCGCAGGUUCCUGCAGAGGCGGCCAACAUUGCAGUCGCUACGGGAGCGGGGCUACAUCAAGGAUCAAGUCUUUGGCUGUUCGCUGGCCACUUUGUGCACGCGUGAGAAGAGCUCAGUGCCACGCUUUGUGCAGCAGUGUGUGCGCGCUGUGGAGGCCCGGGGGCUGGACACCGAUGGGCUGUACCGCAUCAGCGGGAACCUAGCCACCAUCCAGAAGCUGCGCUACCACGUGGACCACGAUGAGCACCUGGACCUUGAUGAUGGCAGGUGGGAUGACGUCCACGUGGUCACCGGUGCACUCAAGCUCUUCCUGCGUGAGCUGCCUGAGCCGCUGUUCCCUUUCUUGCAUUUCUACCAGUUCCUUGCAGCCAUCAAGCUGCAGGACCCAGCCAGGCGGAGCCGCUGUGUGCGGGACCUGGUGCGAUCUCUACCCACUCCGAACCAUGACACCCUGCGGCUUUUGUUCCAGCACCUGCGCCGGGUGGUGGAUCACGGGGAGCAGAACCGCAUGUCAGUGCAGAGCAUGGCCAUUGUAUUUGGGCCUACCCUGCUGCGGCCAGAGACAGAGGGGACCAGCAUGCCCAUGACCAUGGUGUUCCAGAACCAGGUGGUCGAGCUCAUCCUGCAGCAGUGUGCAGACAUCUUCCCGCCGUGCUGACCAACUGCUCCUGCCCCUGGAACUGCAGGGACCAUAACCUGAAGUAGGGCUUUCUGGUCUUGUCUUGGCCACGCACAUGGUUGGGUGCCAGGAUGGGGAGCUUCUGUUCAGGGAGAGGGACUUGGUGAGGGGUUUCCUUGCUCCUUCAGGCAGUAUCUGGCUGGAGCCCUGUGUAGGUGACCAAGUGGGGACUGCUGGCUCCCGACAGGACCAUGUGACUUCUAGUCUAAGCCUCCCUGUCCCAGCCAGAGAGCUGGCUUUGUCCACCUUCCUGUCUGCCUGUCCAUGUUGGGGUCAGGUCCGCUGUGUCCUGAGCAAGGGUUUUUCAUGCCCAUGUGCCCUGCCUCACCACAGAGGGGCUCUGUGGGGCUCUGAUACAAGAUGAAAACUAGCCUUCGAGGCCCUUCCCUUACCAGGGACCCAACCUCUCCAGCCUUCCCAGCCUGCCGCUUUUCUGGAAGGAGUAGCACUCUCUUUGGUCCCAGCUCCCAAGCUGCCUACUGGGGCCCAUGUUGCUGCAGUGCUGGGAGACACCUGGGGUACCCGUAUCAGGAAAGGAGGGACGUGCCUGGGUCAGAAGCCCCAAACCAUUCCUUCUCAUGUACAAAGCCCCUCGGGCUGUGGCUCUUGUAUCCCCACCUCCCUAUUCAUGGCUCAGGGAACAAUAGUAGCAUGUAUGCGUUGAGCAUCCACAUGAGGCCAGGCAUCGUGCUGCCUGUCCCUGUGUCUCUCCCAGUCAAUAUUUAUUGUGUUCUAUGUGUCACAUGCUGUUGGCCCUGUGGAGCCAGGUCCAGGCAGGAGUGCUGAUGGAUCUCUUACCACACAACUGAAUAUUUAAAGUUAUAAAUCAAGCUAAUAACUGUGAAAUAAAAUGUUUUAUUCUCCUA
Molecule: messenger RNA, 4352 nt
Organism: Octodon degus (degu)
Lineage: Eukaryota; Metazoa; Chordata; Mammalia; Rodentia; Octodontidae
Gene: Arhgap27
Product: Rho GTPase activating protein 27
Exons: 17
Coding region: 1066-3465 (799 amino acids)
Biological process (GO): regulation of GTPase activity; signal transduction
Cellular component (GO): cytoplasm
Molecular function (GO): protein binding
Source: RefSeq, a predicted model, not a curated record